Molecule: messenger RNA, 459 nt
Organism: Paramecium tetraurelia
Lineage: Eukaryota; Ciliophora; Oligohymenophorea; Peniculida; Parameciidae
Exons: 2
Source: RefSeq, a predicted model, not a curated record
AAUUGAAAAUAUUUAUAUAUUAGAUUCUUAAGCUGAUGAAGCUAAUGAGUAAAAGGAUGUCAAACUGAAAAACCUCAACAUUAUUUUGAAAAGCAGGCCUAUGAGAAAUAAUUUUAUUAAAAAAAAAAUAAAUUUAAGUCCUGCUGUAUGUAGAAUAGAAAAAUAUCAGAAUCUGAUAAUAAUAAGACUAAAUUUAAUUGGAUCAUAAAUUUUGAUAAAAUUGGAGAUUGCCAAAGAGUUACAACAAUAAAUCCUUACAUAAUGAAGAACCUUAAUACAAGCGAAAUAAAUUAAGACCAAAGAUUUAAUAGUCUAACUAGAAAAACAUAGGUGAUAAACUUUCAAAGUUUAAGGAUAUUAUACAACAAUUAAAUUAUGAUAUGUGAUACAGCAAAUAUAGAGAUAUUUAAAGUAAAUAGUAAUGUGCGAUUAAUGAAUAUAUUAGGUUUUAAAAAUUGA